AUGUCUUUCGACCGCCUGAAUUCGUUGGAGGCCCAGCCUACCACUAUGCGCAGGGAUGAAGACCCGCAGUACCGCGACGAUCCAGACUUCGAUCAUCUAGCCGAGCAGCUUUCAGAUCAGUUGUUUACAUUGACUUCGAACAUUUCUCGCCUAUCCAACCAGAUCGCACUCCUUGGUACCAAGCGAGAUACAGAGCGCGUGCGCGAACGAGUCCAUAAUCUUCUUGAGGAAACCCGCACGGGCUUUAGAGACGUUGGAGACGGGAUUAAGCGGAUCCAGACUUGGGAAGAUGUUAAUCCCUCUCAGAAAUGGACACAACAAAAGCUAUCGUCCGAAUUCAAGGCUACCUUGGACGAAUUCCAAACAAUUCAACGUCGGGCACUCGAGAAACAGCGCGCUUCUGCAGUUGCUGCACGCACGGCGUUUGAAGAAUCUGAGCAACCAUCCACUGAGAACGAUGUCCAGUUACAACAGCAGCAGUUGGAAGCCCAAAAUCGUAUGGCCAACCAGAGCGAAGUGGACUUCCAAGAGUCUCUGAUCAUUGAGCGCGAGACUGAGAUCCGCAAUAUUGAACAGAGCGUGGGAGAGCUGAAUGAGCUUUUCCGCGACGUUGCACACAUCGUUACAGAACAGGGAGGGCAGUUGGAUAUCAUCAGCGAGAACGUUGAGAACGUCACCCAGGAUACCCGAGGCGCCAACGUCGAGCUGCGCAGCGCGAGCAGAUAUCAGAAAAAUGCGCGCAACAGGGCUUGCUGCCUCUUUGUAAUUCUUGCUGUUAUUCUUGCUAUUAUUGUGCUUGCGAUUGUCCUCGGAUAG
Molecule: messenger RNA, 816 nt
Organism: Penicillium paradoxum
Lineage: Eukaryota; Fungi; Ascomycota; Eurotiomycetes; Eurotiales; Aspergillaceae
Product: SNAP receptor PEP12
Exons: 2
Coding region: 1-816 (271 amino acids)
Biological process (GO): intracellular protein transport; vesicle fusion; Golgi to vacuole transport
Cellular component (GO): membrane; SNARE complex; endomembrane system
Molecular function (GO): SNARE binding; SNAP receptor activity
Source: RefSeq, a predicted model, not a curated record